Molecule: messenger RNA, 2132 nt
Organism: Mercenaria mercenaria
Lineage: Eukaryota; Metazoa; Mollusca; Bivalvia; Venerida; Veneridae
Product: putative mediator of RNA polymerase II transcription subunit 30
Exons: 3
Coding region: 1-825 (274 amino acids)
Source: RefSeq, a predicted model, not a curated record
AUGUGUAUUAUUUUUGCAACAGCAACCGCAGAAUCUAAUAUCACAGUCAGUUGUCCACCUACAACACAGCAGUACUGUCAGCAGACGACAACUUCAACAACAACUUCAACAACCACGGUAACCACGAUAACCAUGACAACCAUGAAUAUGACAACAACUACAGAGACGAAAUCUUCAUCUUCCACAACUACUUCGAAUGAACCUCCGACCACACCUACAACGGCAGCAAAAAAUGAAACAACUGCCGCCGGAGUGACGUCAUCAGACCAGAAAGAUAAUAACUUACUGGCGGCAGUGAUUGGUCUGGGAGUGCUGGUGGUUCUGUUGUUGAUUGUAAUUGUCGUACUGUCGUGUUGUCUCUACCCAAGGUGCUGCACUAAAACAAAAGACGAUGUUGAAAAGGUUGCCGUUGAUAAUAAACAAUCACCGCCGCCACAUGAUUUGACACAAACAAUGAGACCAGACUUAAAGCAGCCAGAUUGCAGUCCUACAUCAGAAAUUGUUGUUCCUGUAAAUGCAGUAGACUUUGGAUGUCAGGUUCAGAUUGAUCAAGUGUACACCAAGGAAGGUCUCAUGGAACAGGUUAUAAUACAAAAGGCUGAAAAUGCUACUACAAAAAGAAUGGAAACAACGAUUGAACAUGCAGAGACUGGAUGUCAGGUUAAUCUAUUUCCACCUGAGAUUAAAGCAGACAAGAGCAAAACCGACGAAGGGGCAGACAGAUUACCUCAGAUACAAUUAAUUGAUAAGGAGACUUUAACUUUAUCAAUAUCGCAGUCAGACAGACAGACAGUGUCAGACAGAUGUUCUACAAAAGAAAAGUAAGAAAGUUCAAGCAAAUAUUGUAAUAAGCACUCCUGUCAAAAUUGCCAGCUGUCAAACGGAUACAGUCUUGAAAGAUGACGUCAAACAGGAAGAAUCCAAACCAGUAACAACUGUGCCAAAUGGAACAAUUCCAACAUCACCACGUGAUGAGCGUAGUGCAAUCCCGAUGAAAUCUGAAGGUGUAAUUCCGGCGAACCAUCGGAUCAAAAAGAAGAUAAGGAAGAAGAAAAGAAUCAUUGAAAGCGAUGAAGAACCUGAUCUUCGUAUUUCAAACAUAUCUCCAGCAAGUCUAGAAGCUGUCACACCAGAAAUUAGACAUGAAUCUCCUGCAAAUCAAACAUUUUUGUAUAAAUUGGAAACGGAAAUGGAAGAAGAUAUGUCUGAUGAAAGGGAUACAGAAGUUCCUGGAAAGUAUGAUAAAGAUGUCCGAACAAUUCAUGUAAGACCGGAAAGUCCGCCGUCAGACGACCUCUCUGCUGAGGUAAAUCAUGUACUGAAAAUCCGAAAAAUAUAACAAAUUCGUUCUUUGGAAAGAAAGAUAUGAGGAAAAGAUGAUCAGUAAACAAUCCAAGAAAGUGCGAAAGAAAAAACAAGCCAACAAAAGCUUUAUUUAUCAAGUGUGAUUUUUUUUCAGCCAACUUUUAGGGCAUUAGAUUAAAGAGACAUGUCUUUUGAUGAAUAUCAUUAAUUUCUUUUUUAAAGGGUAUAACAAUUUACAGUAUUAUUAGAGAAUGAUGAGACAAUAUUGUUAAGUUUUAUGAAGUACGGCUUCACUCUAUGGUAAGCAGUUUUUAAAUCCUACCAGGACUGAACUGUUUUGAUAUCUGUCUUCUGGCCUAUUUCGUCGGGCCCUUAAGGGUGUUUUUCUUGUUGCUCUGUCUUCUGUACAUACUUUUUUUUUGUUCUUAAGGUUUGCUUUUUAUAUAUUUAUACACGAGCAUUUUUGUGUUUUACAUGCCGUGCCUUUUUGUUUCCAUUACGUGUGUUGGAGCUUCACCUGGAGGGGAUUACGUUUAUUUACACUGUCCCGUGUCUUUGGAACAUGGUGAGGGUAAGAGUGAGGUUGGGUGCGCACCAUAAACCGGUUUAAGCUCCCAAGUUGUGUUUUUGCCACUGACCGUUCCAAGGCGGUGCCCCACUGUGUUCCUUUGUUUGUUCGUUUUGUCCUAAUGUGUUGGCUUUGUGCGUGUGUGUGUGUGUGUGAUGCACGCGUCUGCGUGCUAUGUGUUUCGUUUUGGGGAGGCUGCGUUUUUGGUACGUGGCAUUCCCUGUUUGAUAUUUGUCUUUGUUUUUCAUAUUAAAUUACU